Molecule: messenger RNA, 1293 nt
Organism: Mucor velutinosus
Lineage: Eukaryota; Fungi; Mucoromycota; Mucoromycetes; Mucorales; Mucoraceae
Exons: 4
Coding region: 1-1293 (430 amino acids)
Biological process (GO): trehalose biosynthetic process
Cellular component (GO): cytosol; alpha,alpha-trehalose-phosphate synthase complex (UDP-forming)
Molecular function (GO): trehalose-phosphatase activity
Source: RefSeq, a predicted model, not a curated record
AUGGGCUUUGUAGAUAAGUGUCUGCCUCUUUUCUUUGUUCAUUCUCACAUUCAACAACCCAACAUGUCACCUACCAGCACCAUGCCUAUUCCAGCUAGAACUGCUUCCACUGCCACCGCAUAUUAUACCAAAGAUCAGUUUGCAUCAAAGCAAUUGAUUAUCUGCUAUGAUACGGAUAUGAUUGUAAUGCAAAAUAUUGUAUUGGCAUUCAACCAUUUACUUGCUACCUAUCCUCAAUGGUCUAGUAGCAUUGCGCUUGUAUUCUUUGCAAACGAGUCCAAUAUCCACGCCAGGAAUGUUUACUUUUAUCCCAAUCUUGAUAAAGAAGUUCGUGACACUUUGGAGGCAUUGGCUGUUACGAAGAUCUCGCUCUUUUCCACGUCACUAGACACAAAUGAUACCAUUCCUACACUUGUUGCAUUGAAUCACGCCCAAUGUUCAAAUCAAAUUGCUGUGGAUACAACAAAUUUCAAGCAGAUGGCAGACAUGUUGAACCAUUCAUUGUCAACAAAGCCGUUGAAUACCUCCGUGCUGUUCAAUGCUUACAAGAACACUCAAAGACGCUUGUUUUUGUUUGAUUAUGAUGGGACUUUAACACCUAUUGUAAGCAACCCAGCAGAUGCUCAGCCUACACCAACAUUGCUAAACCACCUGAGCGAUCUCUGCAAAGACCCCUCCAACACUGUGUGGAUUAUUUCUGGUAGAGACCAAGUAUUUUUGGACACAUAUUUGGGAAGAAUUCCUCGAUUAGGCCUUAGUGCCGAACAUGGCUCAUUCAUGAAGAAGGCAGGCUUGAAUGAUUGGACCGACAUGCUCAAGGACGCUGAUAUGUCAUGGAAGGACACUGCACUGAAAAUCUUUGAAAAGUAUACCAACUGCAACCCUGGCACUGUGAUUGAACAAAAGAAAUCAUCCAUCACCUGGCAUUACCGCAAUGCUAGCAAUACUCAAGAAGCUGAGAAACAGUCUGAAUUAUGCCAUCAAGAGCUGAUCAAGAUACCUGGUGUUGACAUUUUAGUGGGCAAGAUGAAUUUGGAAGUGAGAUCUUUGCUUGUGAACAAAGGAGAAGUCGUAAAACGCAUCAAGCAGAAGCAAGAGUCAGAUUUUAUUAUGUGUGCUGGUGAUGAUCAAACAGAUGAAGACAUGUUUAGCGCUCUCAAAGAUGAUGAUAAGGCAUUUUGUGUUUCAGUCGGGCCCUUAUCAAAGAUUACAUUCGCAAAAUAUUGCGUAGAGCAUAGUGAAGAUGUUGUAGACAUCAUUGGUCAAUUAGUGUCGAACACCAGCACGUUAUAG